ACCCGAUGCACCGUAGGCCAUCACCAAUUCACCAUUCCCCAAUUACUUCCACAACAGAAGCAAACAAGCAUUCACGACAACAAUGGCAGCUCUUGCGACCACGGCCGUCGCCAUUGCCAUCCUCGCGCUUGCGGCCGUCACCGGCGUAGCUCUGGGAACGGCAGCCAAGGGGCCGGUGAUCUACAUUUUCGGUGACUCGAUGUCUGACGUCGGGAACAACAACUACCUGCUCCUCUCCGUCGCCAAGUGCGACUACCCCUGGUACGGCAUUGACUACGAGGGCGGGUACCCCACCGGGAGGUUCACCAAUGGCAGGACCAUCGGAGACAUCAUGGCUGCCAAGUUCGGCGUCCCGCCGCCGCCGCCGUUCCUCUCCCUGUACAUGACCGACGACGAGGUCCUCGGCGGUGUGAACUUCGCGUCCGGCGGUGCAGGGCUUCUCAACGAGACCGGCAUUUACUUCGUUGAGUACCUGUCGUUCGACAACCAGAUAUCGUACUUCGAGCAGACCAAGAACGCGAUGAUCGACAAGAUCGGCAAGAAGGCCGCCGAGGAGGUGGUCCAUGGCGCAAUCUUCCAAAUCGGACUUGGGAGCAACGACUACGUGAACAACUUUUUGCGUCCGUUCAUGGCGGACGGCAUCGUGUACACCCACGACGAGUUCAUCGACCUCCUCAUGGACACCAUCGACCAGCAGCUCACGAGGCUGUACAAUCUCGGGGCGCGGAAAGUGUGGUUCACGGGCCUUGCCCCGCUCGGCUGCAUCCCGUCGCAGCGCGUCCUCUCGGACAGCGGCGAGUGCCUAGAAGACGUGAACGCGUACGCCCUUCAGUUCAACGCCGCGGCCAAAGACCUGCUAGUCCGCCUCAACGCCAAGCUCCCUGGCGCGCGCAUGUCGCUGGCCGACUGCUACUCCGUCGUCAUGGAGCUCAUCGAGCACCCCAAGAAAUACGGGUUCACGACGUCGCACACGUCGUGCUGCGACGUGGACACGUCGGUGGGGGGCCUGUGCCUGCCGACGGCGGACGUGUGCGCCGACCGCGCCGAGUUCGUGUUCUGGGACGCGUACCACACCUCCGACGCCGCCAACCAGGUCAUCGCCGCCCGCCUCUACGCCGACAUGGUCAGCGCCGACGCCGGCGUGCAGGCCAGCGGUAAUAACACGACCGCCGGCUCUGCCACGCCUCCCGUCGUUCGGUCGCCGCCCCACGCCGCGCGGCCAAUUCCCCGGCCUGUGCGUGGGAGCGGCAACGGCACCGCCUCUUCUGCGCCUGGCGUCGUAAGAUCACCCCGUGCUGCGCGCACGCCUCCUCGGCCCAUGCGUGGCAGCAACGGCACGGCCACAUCCGCGCCUCGCGUCGUCCGGUCACCACCCCAAGCAGCGCCGCCUCCCAAGGCUUGAACAACCGAUCGGUCGACCUUGUCCAUGACUCCCUGUGCGCCCAAUGUCGGCGCGCGCAUUUUCGUGUUUCAUUCCUCCCCAGUUCCCCACUAUACCAAACUUGAAUGCUUCCAACACUCGGAGAAGUUUACUCCUUUUUUUUUCCCCUUCCUGUACCCGGACAAUCUCGAUGGAGUCAUACUCCUUUUUCUUGAGUCUAUUUGAAUUCGACACCCAUUAAGAAUCCA
This is a messenger RNA of Brachypodium distachyon (stiff brome), 1629 nucleotides long. Its product is annotated as GDSL esterase/lipase At5g37690. Gene Ontology annotation, molecular function: hydrolase activity, acting on ester bonds. Bases 83 to 1402 code for a protein of 439 amino acids. The transcript has 6 exons. NCBI's taxonomy places the organism in Eukaryota, Viridiplantae, Streptophyta, Magnoliopsida, Poales, Poaceae. The record is from RefSeq and is a predicted model, not a curated record.